Messenger RNA from Schistocerca serialis cubense, 2109 nucleotides. RefSeq lists its product as uncharacterized. The transcript has 3 exons. The record is from RefSeq and is a predicted model, not a curated record. The coding region runs from base 1 to 2109 and encodes 702 amino acids. Lineage: Eukaryota; Metazoa; Arthropoda; Insecta; Orthoptera; Acrididae.
AUGGUGCAUUUAAUAAAUAAAUCGGUGAAGAAUGAAUUUAAAUAUAUGACGCUGAUAGCGAAAAUUUGCUUUUCGGUUGUGACGGAAGUGGUGGGGCGGGCAGACGGGGGUGAGUGGAGUGCAGUUGCGUGCUGGGCGGAAGUGACGUCAGCCGGGGAGCCGCAGCGGGCCCGGCCCGCAGCGGGCCCGGCCCGCAGCGGCCCAGUCCUGGGGGCUCCAGCGGCGGACUGCGACCGAGGAGUGGCAGGCAGCCUCCGAGCGGCGCGCUCUCACAGCCCGCGGCCAGGCAGCGACGCCUGCGGCGCCUCCGACGCCACUCCGAUGCGGCGCUUCACUCGCGGUCUCCAGGCAGUCGGCAGCUCGAGAGAGGGGCGGCGGGCGGCGGAAAGAGAGAGGGGCGGCGGGCGGCGGAAAGAGAGAGGGGCGGCGGGCGGCGGAAAGAGAGAGGGGCGGCGGGCGGCGGAAAGAGAGAGGGGCGGCGGGCGGCGGAAAGAGAGAGGGGCGGCGGGCGGCGGAAAGAGAGAGGGGCGGCGGGCGGCGGAAAGAGAGAGGGGCGGCGGGCGGCGGAAAGAGAGAGGGGCGGCGGGCGGCGGAAAGAGAGAGGGGCGGCGGGCGGCGGAAAGAGAGAGGGGCGGCGGGCGGCGGAAAGAGAGAGGGGCGGCGGGCGGCGGAAAGAGAGAGGGGCGGCGGGCGGCGGAAAGAGAGAGGGGCGGCGGGCGGCGGAAAGAGAGAGGGGCGGCGGGCGGCGGAAAGAGAGAGGGGCGGCGGGCGGCGGAAAGAGAGAGGGGCGGCGGGCGGCGGAAAGAGAGAGGGGCGGCGGGCGGCGGAAAGAGAGAGGGGCGGCGGGCGGCGGAAAGAGAGAGGGGCGGCGGGCGGCGGAAAGAGAGAGGGGCGGCGGGCGGCGGAAAGAGAGAGGGGCGGCGGGCGGCGGAAAGAGAGAGGGGCGGCGGGCGGCGGAAAGAGAGAGGGGCGGCGGGCGGCGGAAAGAGAGAGGGGCGGCGGGCGGCGGAAAGAGAGAGGGGCGGCGGGCGGCGGAAAGAGAGAGGGGCGGCGGGCGGCGGAAAGAGAGAGGGGCGGCGGGCGGCGGAAAGAGAGAGGGGCGGCGGGCGGCGGAAAGAGAGAGGGGCGGCGGGCGGCGGAAAGAGAGAGGGGCGGCGGGCGGCGGAAAGAGAGAGGGGCGGCGGGCGGCGGAAAGAGAGAGGGGCGGCGGGCGGCGGAAAGAGAGAGGGGCGGCGGGCGGCGGAAAGAGAGAGGGGCGGCGGGCGGCGGAAAGAGAGAGGGGCGGCGGGCGGCGGAAAGAGAGAGGGGCGGCGGGCGGCGGAAAGAGAGAGGGGCGGCGGGCGGCGGAAAGAGAGAGGGGCGGCGGGCGGCGGAAAGAGAGAGGGGCGGCGGGCGGCGGAAAGAGAGAGGGGCGGCGGGCGGCGGAAAGAGAGAGGGGCGGCGGGCGGCGGAAAGAGAGAGGGGCGGCGGGCGGCGGAAAGAGAGAGGGGCGGCGGGCGGCGGAAAGAGAGAGGGGCGGCGGGCGGCGGAAAGAGAGAGGGGCGGCGGGCGGCGGAAAGAGAGAGGGGCGGCGGGCGGCGGAAAGAGAGAGGGGCGGCGGGCGGCGGAAAGAGAGAGGGGCGGCGGGCGGCGGAAAGAGAGAGGGGCGGCGGGCGGCGGAAAGAGAGAGGGGCGGCGGGCGGCGGAAAGAGAGAGGGGCGGCGGGCGGCGGAAAGAGAGAGGGGCGGCGGGCGGCGGAAAGAGAGAGGGGCGGCGGGCGGCGGAAAGAGAGAGGGGCGGCGGGCGGCGGAAAGAGAGAGGGGCGGCGGGCGGCGGAAAGAGAGAGGGGCGGCGGGCGGCGGAAAGAGAGAGGGGCGGCGGGCGGCGGAAAGAGAGAGGGCCGGGCGGCGGAAAGAGAGAGGGCCGGGCGGCGGAAAGAGAGAGGGCCGGGCGGCGGAAAGAGAGGGCCGGGCGGCGGAAAGAGAGGGCAAGGGGAAAGAGAGGGCAAGGGGAAAGAGAGGGCAAGGGGAAAGAGAGGGCAAGGGGAAAGAGAGGGCAAGGGGAAAGAGAGGGCAAGGGGAAAGAGAGGGCAAGGGGAAAGAAGGCAAGGGAAUGAAGGCAAGGGAAUGA